Molecule: messenger RNA, 6873 nt
Organism: Mizuhopecten yessoensis (Yesso scallop)
Lineage: Eukaryota; Metazoa; Mollusca; Bivalvia; Pectinida; Pectinidae
Product: NACHT and WD repeat domain-containing protein 2-like
Exons: 23
Coding region: 120-6110 (1996 amino acids)
Molecular function (GO): protein binding
Source: RefSeq, a predicted model, not a curated record
AUGGACGCUCUUACCGAGAAUCGGCACACCGAUAGACACACGGAAGGGCGGACAUGGCUCACUGGACUAACAGAAUGACACGUGCUGUCAUAAAAUAGUCAACAGACACAUGUUUUAGAAUGGCGAGCAUAUUAAACAGGGUGUCCGAGGGAUGCCUGGACGAGCUUCCGUCCAUGGAAUCCUCCAUCGUCCGUGUUUUCUCGAGCUCCACGUUCACCGAUAUGACGGAGGAGAGGAAUUAUCUGAUGAAGAAGUCCAUUCCUAAAAUUCGAGAUUAUUGUUUCAUGAAAGGGCUGACAUUUCAGCUUGUGGACAUGCGGUGGGGAGUUCGUGAUGAGGCUUCGAUUGACCACACAACAAAUGAAUUAGUCCUAGAUGAGGCGGAAAAGUCUAAAAGGAUAUCGCGUGGACCCUACAUGCUGGCGUUUCUUGGUGACAAGUACGGGAGUCGUCCAAUGCCGAGCAAAAUAGAUGUUGGGGAAUACAAGUUGAUCCGGCGGACUGCAAUGAAGCUUGGGUAUGACGUCUCUCUGAUGGACCAGUGGUUCAAGCGCGAUGACAACGCUGAACCAGCGAUAUUUUAUCUCUUACCAAUCACCAAACUUCUACCCAACUAUGACAAUGACGUUGAAGGGUUUGAACAGCAACGCCAAAGUGACAGAGAGAAGUGGUCAAGUAUAGACGCCAGGCUGACCAAAAUGUUGCGGGGCGCUGCCAGCCAGGCGUAUGACGAAGGCCUCAUCGACAAGGAAACACGCCAAAAAUACUUUCACUCAGUAACGGAGGUGGAGAUACAGUCUGGCAUACUCAAACCAGAAUCGGUCAAGGACAAGGUCAUCUGUUACUGUCGCACCUUUUUGGACAUCAACAUUGAGGACAAACUUGCAUUCUCUUUCGACGCAGACUUCUGUUUUCUAUUCAUCUUUCAGGCGUUUCUUGGUGACAAGUACGGGAGUCGUCCAAUGCCGAGCAAAAUAGAUGCUGGGGAAUACAAGUUGAUUCGGCGGACUGCAAUGAAGCUUGGGUAUGACGUCUCUCUGAUGGACCAGUGGUUCAAGCGCGAUGACAACGCUGAACCAGCAAUAUUUUAUCUCUUACCAAUCACCAAACUUCUACCCAACUAUGACAGUGACCUUGAAGGGUUUGAACAGCAACGCCAAAGUGACAGAGAGAAGUGGUCAAGUAUAGACGCCAGGCUGACCAAAAUGUUGCGGGGCGCUGCCAGCCAGGCAUAUGACGAAGGCCUCAUCGACAAGGAAACACGCCAAAAAUACUUUCACUCAGUAACGGAGGUGGAGAUACAGUCUGGCAUACUCGAACCAGAAUCGGUCAAGGACAAGGUCAUCUGUUACUGUCGCACCUUUUUGGACAUCAACAUUGAGGACAAACUUGCAUGGAGGUUUACGGACCUGAUAGAUGGCUCUGUAGAUGAUGAGGCUAUGGAGUUGAGGGAGAGGCUCAAGUACACUCAAGUCACUCCAAAGCUUGGUCCGGAAGAAAUGAAGAAGUACAGUUUAUACUGGACCCCCGCAGGAGUGGACACCAGCAACACAGAUCACAUGAACUACCUCAACGACAUGUGUGAAGAUUUUGAGAACAAGAUGACAAGGAUGAUAGAAAAAUCACUGGAAAAAAAAGACAGCAAACAUUUUGGUAUCAAUGAAAAAAUGUAUAUAGAGAUUCUACAGCAUCUACAUUUCGCCAAUCAUAAAAGUCGAGUGUUCUGUGGACGAGCUGAUCUGCUGGAAACAGUGCGACAGAAAAUGAUGGCAACUCACACCGAUACAGAUAUUAAAGGUCAAAGUGAAGAGAAUGGGAAAAAGGACACAGAUGAAAUGGAUACAUCUUCUGUUGUAUCUUUAUAUCAGUCAUUGGAUGGACAAGUUUCCAAGAAAGAUUUGGAUGAACUCAAACAGAUUCAAGCAGAAUAUCAAGGAACAAAAGAAAGAUUGAAGCAGCUGGGUAUAAUAUACAAUCACGCUGACCUUGACCUCGAUCACGAAAAUGACCCUAGCCGAAACCCAAAAACUGAAAUGAUCCGCUUACCAGCGAUGAAAACCUAUUGUCGGCCAGUCACUAUUUAUGGCAGUUCAGGGUCAGGAAAAACAUCCGUGAUGGCAAAGAUAGCUGAACUUAGUAAAACAUGGUUUCCGAAUUCUGUUCAGAUUGUGCGCUUUUUGGGAACUUCAGCCAAUUCGUCUUCUAUCCGUGAUGUACUUCUGGGCAUCUGUCUACAGAUCUGGGUGUUGUACAAAGUGAAGCCCCCUCUGAACCUUGACCUGGAGAGUGAUUUCCACUUUCUCACUCAGUAUAUGUUAGCUCUGCUGUGGAGGAUUAAGACCAAGGACCGACCACUGGUCAUCCUUCUAGACUCGGUUGACCAGCUGCAGCUGACUGACCAUGCAAGUACCAUGCGUUGGCUGCCUCUCAAGGUGCCACCUGGUGUUCACAUUGUCGUGUCAGCCAUACCUCAACACAACAAUUGUUUGGAAAACCUCCGCUCUCUACUACCUUCACAUGACAGCAUGGUCCACGUUCCUUCUUUGUCGCAAGAAACUUCAGAAAACAUUAUAAAAAAUGUUCUGAAAGAAAAAAGUCGACGACUUACAAAGCUUCAGUGGCGCCAUCUGCUGGACAAGACUGCGAAGGUAGGCCAGCCACUUUACGUGAAGCUGUUGGCUGACCGGGCUGUAACGUGGAAAUCUUCUACUGCCAUGUCCAAAACAGCUGUUGGAAACAGCAUCAAGGAAGCCAUUGUUCGUCUCUUUGAAUCCAUAGAAAAAGAACACGGAGAAAUCAUUAUAACUCAUUUAUAUGGUUACCUGAGUGCUGCACGUGAUGGCUUAUCACUGUCGGAGCUUGAAGACAUUCUCUCCCUCGACGAUGAAGUUCUGCAAGACACAUUUUUGUACCAUCUACCUCCAGACCCAGAAAACAUCCGCUUCCCGUCGGCUGUCCUCACGCGGGCACUCUUCAGUGUACUAGACUACCUUGUUGAACGCAGGUCUGGUGUGACUUCUGUACUCUCCUGGUACCAUCGUCAGUUCACAGAGAUGGCAACAGAACGGUAUCUCUCGAAGGAUCGUGCUGUGAAGAUACAUGUAUUACUGGCAGACUAUUUCCAGGGAGUCUGGUAUAAGAAGCGAAAAGCUCUGAAGUUAUACAAAAAGAAGACGGCGUCGUACCCUAACGCCGUCCGCUCAGUACCGGAACAGCCCACCCUAUACUGCCACAACAUGUACAACACACGCAAACUCAUCGAACUGCCCUACCACCUUAUCAAAUGCCAGCGCUAUCAGGUGUUCCGUGACAUCAUAGCUUGCAAUUUCAACUUCCUAUAUGCCAAAUGUAAAACACUUGGUGUUGCUGAGGUAAUUGAGGAUCUCCGUCUGUGUUUGGUUGCCAUGGAUACAGAGGGUUUCCUGGAUGAGGAGAUUUAUAAUGACAUCAAAUUUGUUCAAGAAGUUUUACUGAUGGGUGUCAACAUCAUCCGGCAGGACACUAACAACCUUCCAAUACAGCUGAUGGCCAGACUUGGUGGAACAGUUAAGACAAAGUGGUUGCACAGUCUGGUAAAGGGGGCCCAGGAGUGGUGUGACACAACCUCUACCCCACUACUGGCACCCCGGUCCUUCUGUAUGCCCCCACCAGGGGGCGUUCUCUGGUUCACCAUCGACAUUGAGAUCUACCUGACGGGAAAUUCCAUGUCACGUGACUUGAGUCAUGUGAUGUACCUACAGGAGGAUGUCAAUCACUUGUUUGUCCUGACUCCGCCCACAUCAAGAUUUGACACCGCCUUAAUCCAUACGUUUGACCUAGCAGACAAUGGAAGCAGUGUGUUCAUGACCAAACUGACAAGGAAUUUCACGGCUGUCAAUUUCUUGGCCGGGAACAAAUACAUACAUGUAAAGAACCAGAAUGAAUACAACCAGGUAUUCCAGUCCAAGUCAGCCACCCUAAUGAAACUUCACCAUGAGGCACACUGCAUCACAGCCUCCAGCUCCGGCAAAUACCUUGUCUAUUCCAACAUGUCGAAAGUCUUUGUUUGUCUCACGGAUACUCGUGGUGGUGUGAACAAAAUCAAGCAUGUGUUGGACACAGAUCAACGAGAAAAGGAUGUCAUUAACUCAGAUCAAGACAAGGACAAUGAAGUUAGUGGAAAACGAUUUCGUUCUAAGAAAAAGAUGUAUGGUGAGGUGUUCAAUCUGAUUAUCUCCCCUGACGAGAAGUUUCUAGCCGUGUUAAAUGACAUAUAUGGUUACUACAAGGUGUGGAAUCUAGAAAAAGGCGAAUUUCUAUUUGAUGCAAAACAGCCAGAUACAGAAGAGAUGGAUAAGUUUAGUUCUUCAUUCUCAGACAUUGGAAGUGCAUCUAUAAUAACUAACGGUAAUGUCCUAAUCUACCGCAAAUACGGCUGCCAAGGCCAACUGUGCAUGCUUGACCUUGAAACAGGAAAAUUCCUGCACACCUUGGACAGUGGAUCAUCCUACCGUCUCACGCUUUUGUCACUUCACCCGACACAACGCUACCUAUCUGCUGCCCCCUGCGCCACUAUGUGCAUAAAGGGUGAGCACGGCAAGGCGUGGAAAAUCUGGGACAUCAGCAGUGGUGACAUGGUUACCAAGGCUACAAUACCAGAGUUGUUUAAAGACCCUUGGGGCAUGGACUGUCUGAAACUUUUCGGCUCAGAUAAGAUCUUUGCUGUGUCAUCACACCGCAGGACUAAUGGAGCGAUACAUAUAUCGUACUGCGGUAGUGUGGACGCUCCAAACUCAUCAGUGAUCCCAUUCUGCAGCCUAAAUAGCCACACCAUGGAUGUGGUACAGGUCUUAGUGAGCUCAGACAUGAAGACGCUGAUAUCUGCUUCCAAGGACAACUGUGUGAAAACCUGGGACCUCAACAAGGUCAUGGCCAAGUUUAACACGACAACAGAGGGUUGCUGUGACGACACGGAAAUAGCCUCUAAACUGAUACCAAUGUUUGAAGAGGAGCUUAAGCAGACUUUUACCACUGAUGCCUUAGGGGUCAGCAGUGAUGCUCGAGAGAUUUACCUGGCGCUGUCCAGUGGAGAAAUGGUAAUUAAAGACCUCAAGUCCAACCAGGUAAAGAGCCGGGUGACCAUGACAUCUGUACCCCUGUCCUUGUUGUUGGUUGGGUCAGCAGGUGACCUUGUGGUGGCUGCUUCGAAAAAGGGAAACAUUGAAGUAUGGGACAUGCAAACAAAGGUCAUCCACAAGUCUGUCAAGUGUAAACAUGACAUGUCAUGUAUGGCUGAGGCCAGCGACAUCCUUGUGGCUGGUCAAGCAGGAAUGGAGGCCAAGGGUAGUAUCUGGAAUAUCAGAACAGGUGAUCUGCUGAGGGAAUUGUCUCUACUCUACUCCUUCUACACAGUGGCUAUCAACACCAGCGGCACCAAGUUUGUGUCCAGUAUGUUUGACUUCCCAGUAGUGGUCAGUGUGAAAGAGAACACAGAAUGUGCAAUGAUGGACAUGUCACAAGUGGACACAGAUAUGUCUGCAGCCAAAUGUACCGCGAUCAGUCCAGACGAAUCCCUUGCCUUGUGUGGCUCAACCAAUGGAAGUAUCCGGGUCAUUGAGAUGACUGGUGCCUAUAAGUUCCGGCUGGGACAGAAGUCGACCGUCAUAACAGCGGUUUUCUCUCCGGACAGUCAAAGUAUUGUGUCCGGUGGCUACAAAUCUAUCUAUAUUUGGAACACGCUGGAAGGCACCUUAAAGUUCAAGGUCAGGAAGCACGACAACUUUGUUCUCAACAUCAAGUUUCACCAGAGAGGUACCCACUUCCUAACAACUUGCCAAGAUAAGAGGAUUGUGAUUUGGGAUUUUCGACGUGGCCUAUCGUUGACUACGUUCUAUACAGAUAGUCAGGUGGAUCUGGUAGAGUUUACACGACGGGGCUAUGUUGUUUUGGUUCCAGAGGGAGACUCUAGUGCUGCUACACUCAAACCAAACCCUGUCCUCAAACAGAUGCUCAAGGGCAAGUACAACCUGAACAUAGGGGCCACCAUAACCAAUGCGCAGGGCAUGGCUCUGGGCUUCUCCAGUCAGAAGAUACAGGCAAACAACGAAAGUGGUGCAUGCAAUAUUUUGUAAUUUGGGUGACAACAGAUGUGUGACUUGUCAAAACUUGAAGCCGUUGCCCGAGUGGCACUAGUUGUAUGGUGAAGCAUAUUAUGGUAGUUAUGACAACUAGAUUGGGAUAAGAUAAGAAACCAUAAUACCCGUUUCCCAAAUGAAUAUAUCAUAUCUUUAAAUCAUAACAACUGAAUAAUUACAGUAUUACAUAAGGUAACUAUGGCAACCGUGAUAGGAUACAGGCAGGGCUAGAAUUUAAAAAAAAAAGUUUUGUUUCAUUUGAUUCUUAUUAACCCCCAAUAAAUUCUAGAUGUUUUUUUCCUAAUUUAAAACUAGAAUGAUGUCAGUGUGACGUUAAAGCCGCUCACCACUUUAAAUUUAAUUGCUUCAGUAACACGUUGAGCAUCAAUAACUACUAUAAUACUAUUUUCAUUUAUUUUUUAUUCAUAUCAAUAAUAUAUGUAGUGACUUUAUUUCCUGUCAUGGAAUAUACAAUUCAUCACAAAAUCUCAUAAAUGUUCUUGGAAUAUAUUUGAAUUAUAUUUCGAAACGCGACUUUACCAACAUAAAAGAGUUAUUUCCCUUACACCGGAUUGCAUAAUAUUUUGACACAGCACGAAUUCUUGUCAAACAGCAGCGGCAGUUUAUGAUACAAUGUUCAGUAGCUAGAUAAAUAAUGACAUAAUCCAUUAAUUUUUUAUGAUACAAUGUUCAGUAGCUAGAUAAAUAAUGACAUAAUCCAUUAAUUUUUUAUGAUACAAUGUUCAGUAGCUAGAUAGAU